AUGUUUGCUCGGAAGGCCAAAUCGUCCGACAUCAUGACGAGCGUACAGCGCUUUACGGAUAUGAAUAGGGAUAGUGUUAGUCGGGUUAAACAUUUGAAAUUUCUCCUUGAUACUUUAUCAAUUCAUGAGAAGCGGCAACUGAUUGAUGACUACAGUUUUGAAACUUUCCAUUUGGUUGAUGAGUUAUUACUAGCUACUGAUAUUGCAUCUAAUCCUCAAGGAGCGAUUGAGGCUGAAAGCGGGUUGUGGACACUUGAACAAGUUUUAUGUUUAGCUCCCGAGCUUGUAGGAAAUGGAUGGCAGCGGCAUGCUAUCGAGUCUCUGUUAAAAAAGGCUAUUUAUCCUAGAAACCUACUAGCAGUUCGAAAAAUAGCUAUAAGACUUUUUCUUAUAUUUUAUCAAAGUCUGAGUGUUUUUGGAAAAGUUACCCCUGACUUGGAUAGAGUUUUCCAGUGUUUGUUACCUUUUUUUCCUCUGAGGAACGGUGACAGCACUGAGCUAGUACUACAAGAAUACUGUCAAAGUGCAGGCACUGUACACUGGACAGAUGCAUCAAAGUCUGAUCCUCCUAAUGUUUCUGGUCCUACUGCUAAAGAGAGAGCCCAGAUGUUACAAGUUUACCUCGAUAAGUUUCUUGAGUAUUGUACAAGAGAAUCGACUCGAAUAGAAUGGAAUGACGACUCUCGACGAUUAGAAUGUGCUAAGUUUAUAAUCGACAGAGUUAUUCAUUUAUACAUAUACGAAUGCUUUCCUGAUCUUGAAACUAAUGGUGUUGAUAUCUUCGGAGGCUGGGAAGGUGCUGGAGAUAGUGGGGAACCACUUGACACGGCCGAUCCUGUUGUAAUCGCUAGAUAUUGGCUCAUACGAUGGAUAAACAAUGUCGCAGGAGCAAAACAGCAGCCUGCGGGCUCCAUUCAUGCUGGAAUGCUACUUUUCCAUGACGCUCUGUUUUCCUCCCAGAAAGCAACUAAUACGGCACUUACUUUAAUGAGAGAGGCUAUGGUUUUGCCAUUACCAUGUAGUAAUGUCAUUCACAAAGUUGUUAGUGUUCUAACUAAUUGGCUCGUUCAGAUUGAAAUUCCACCGUUUGUCGCCUCAGGCGAAGUUUCUAUUGAAUCGUCCUCCUUGUUAAUAAUUAAUAUGUUGUUAUCUUUCUUUCAAUCACCAUACUUGCUGCAGCCUGGAGAUAGAGUUCAAUCUACUGUGGGUAUUUCUUUCUCUAUUCUUCGUGCUUGUCGAGAUCUGGUAGCAAACCGUAUACAGUUGCCUAAACCUUUGAGCGUUCGCGUAUGGACAGAAUUGAUGAUCAGACUCUGUGAAUCUGCUGCUAGAAUUUGCUCUCAUUCUGACAAAUCAUCACAAGAAACUUCGGGGGCGUUUGCCACCACAGUUUUAUCAAACAUGAUUCUGCUCAAGGCGGUUCGGAGAAUAGAGCUUGAUGAUAAGCUUUGGGACGAUAUUCACAACGUUUUUCAACAUGGCAUUUGGGCUCAAAUGGCACACCAAUGGUCUAAAAUUGUCCGAAGCGUUACUCGAGCCCUAGUCCUACACUUGGCUCAUACAGAUAUUUUCUCAAAGGAAGAGCUGGAACGCCAGACAAUUGGAGCUAUAGCAACUAAAUCAACGAAAGAGAGAGCAGAUACAGCCAGCAUUGAUGAACAUUCAGUUGAUAGCUCAGAUGUAGGAGAGGACAAUGUUUUCCAUGACACUGACGAUGUCACAACUUCUGUUGUGUCCUGGUCUGGCGAUUCCACUGUAUGGUUGCAAGUAUGGCGGCGUGUACUGUGUCUGUUUGGACCUUAUUCCAAUGCAAAUGCAAUUACUGCGAUCGAAGCAAUCUCUCAAACAAUAACCCAGCUUCUACAGGUUAAUCUCGAUCCUCUUGCUCAUUGGCUCUCUUCUCGCUUAGUGAACGCUCCUAUACAAGUUCUCCCUCAUUGUAUUGGGGCUCUCGGUGCAGUACUUAACUGUAGUAGACCAGCUCCCAAGUUACUUCAAACCCAUAUUUUACUUAGCUUCCAGAGAUUAAUCCAGGCGAAUGAUCGACAGGUUUUGCCCUACGUUACUAGUAUGUCCCCUACUCACUUAUCUGUAUUAUCUCCUUUGUUAAUUCAAUCGAUCCCUAAGCUUCUUGCGAAUAGUCAGCCACCUCAAAUUCAUCUGUUGAAGGCUCUAGCCUUGAUAUCUACUGAGUACAAUGAAGCAGAAGCUAUACUUCUAAAACAGCUCUCAUCUAUCGAAAUGACGAUUCAACAGUCUUUAAUGUGCAUGAAUGCUUUAACUCUACUUGUUUUGCAAAGAGCAGAUCUGGAACUGAUGAAUAAGCUUUUGACUGUUCUUCAACAAAACCGUUAUGUCUCUAGAUUAUUACCAGUGCUCUGUUCCAGCUUGUCAUCUCUUACCAAGUUUUGUAACGGUAGCACUGUUCUACAAGCUCUACUCAAAGCAGCUUCCGUUCUCCGAGAUGAGCGAACUCGCACAGAGAUUGAAUGGGCUAUGACUUCUUUGUGUUUGAGCUCGCCUCAGAAAGAACUCCCUUUGGUUAUUCGAGGAUUGCUUGCUGACAAACACAAGCUAUUAGAAGGAGCGAUUGUGACUAUGGGAAGCCAGUUUCCAUUACCAGGCUUCAAUGUUGCUCGAUGGAAUUCAAUCGAAUCUCCUAACUGUAGCGCUCAAAAAAAUUUGGAUAAAUCGACUUUUGUUCAUCGCAAAAACGCUAUCAUAAGUGUGAAUAAGGAUCCUCAAUGUGAGGUUACGUCGAGAACAGUGGUAGGGCGUCAUUGCUGGACGCUAGAACCACAUGCUAAUGAUCGCAAGGAAGGCAAAAACGUCAACUCUUGGCUUAAAAAAGAAGCAAUGAGAGGAAAAAGAGCAGGACGUGAAGCGUCGGGAAUUUUGGGAGCCAUGGAAGAUCCAUUUGAUGCUUUGCCUCAAGUAACGAACAACAAUAAACCUUUGCCUGUUGAUAUCGAACCAUGGGUUCAAAUUUUGGAAAGUAGUCGUCGUCAACCUCAACCUUUGAAAACAAUGGCCCGAAACCCCCCUUCCACACCAUCUGCAAGGCUUCUCGAAUGGCGUUCUCUCGCUGCUAGUUUUGGUUUUGUACCAAGUGUUGCUGAAGUCCCUCAAAACUUCAACAGGGAUUUAAAGCACUUGGAUUCUACUUCUGCAAGAGAAGUGCAUAAGGUGGCUGUCAUAUAUGUUGCUGAAGAUCAAGAAGAUAAACAAUCUAUUAUGUCUAAUACGUCAGCUUCUGCAGAGUUUGAUCGAUUCGUUGAAGAACUUGGAUGGGAGGUCAGAAUAGGAAUUCACGAGGGAUAUUCUGGAGGACUUCCAAUCGAUUCAGUUGCCCCCUAUUAUGCAACCCCUGAUUCAGAAAUAAUAUUCCACGUCAACACUAAGUUAAGUGGAGAUGUAACUCAUAAGUGGAAACAUAUCGGAAACGAUGAGGUUCAUGUUGUAUGGUCGGAGCACACACGUGCAUAUCGAAGAGAAACUAUUGCAACCAAAUUUUGUGACGUUUUGAUUGUUUUAGAAAAAGCGGGUGAAAAGACUUAUCGUGUUCGGGUUGAAACUACAAGCAGUUUGGAAUUCGGUCCUCUAUAUGACGGAGCUCUAGUAGGUGAAGCGGAAUUAGCUGAGAUGGUUCGUUUAACAGUGAUAAAUGCUUCCCGUGCUUAUCGUUUGGCAAGAGAAGAUCAUGCUCGUCCUAUUAGACAUCGUGAACAUGUUUUUGGUAUGGAUACCAAGCGUCACAUGAAAUCUGUGCAUUUGGCUGACGCUAUCAACACUCUAUAUGUGCCAAGCAUGAUGUGCGAAUGA
This is a messenger RNA of Auanema sp. JU1783, 3822 nucleotides long. The record is from the annotation of a GenBank genome assembly. Lineage: Eukaryota; Metazoa; Nematoda; Chromadorea; Rhabditida; Rhabditidae.